UUGACUCUCUUCUCUCUCUUUCUCGACACUUGUAAAUCUCUCUGCUUUCUCUCUCUAGAGCCAGAGCUUGCGCUCCCUCUCUAAUGGCGGAAGCAGAACCCUAGGCUGCUUCUUCUCCACAUCUCUCCUAUCUUCUUUAGCCUUGUUUUAUGGGGAAAACGGAGAAAAUGGCCUACUUUCCCAGCUUCUUUUUUUCUUUAACUACGAUAUUUAUCUUCUUUCUCUCUCUUCAAGCCUCACCGUCGCCGUCAUCGUCUCCGUACAAAGAAACCCUUCAGCUUAUGAACUUCAAAUCUGCUCUUCCGGACCCUAAUGUUCUUCCCAACUGGUUUCCAAACCAAAGUCCAUGUAGCUUCCAUGGCGUGACUUGCAGAGACGACAGGGUUUCUUCCAUAGACCUCAGCUUUGUCCGUCUCAGCGUCGGUUUCAGCGUCGUGGCCUCUUCUCUGAUGUCUCUCGGUGGAUUGGAGUCUCUGUUUCUGUCGAACGCGAACAUCACCGGCUCCAUUUCUGUGUUCAAGUGCUCCGCCUCCCUGACCACCUUGGAUCUGUCGGCUAAUGCUCUGUCGGGUCCUCUAUCGAGCUUGUCGAACCUGGGUUCCUGCUACGGCCUGAAAUUUCUCAACCUCUCGGGCAGUUCCCUCGAUUUUUCUGGGAAAAUUUCAGGUGGGUUUAAGCUGAAUAGCUUGGAAGUUCUCGAUCUCUCCUCCAACUCGCUGUCUGGUCCAAACGUUGUCGGCUGGGUCCUCUCCGGCGGCUGCGGAGAACUGAAACGGCUGUCGAUUAGCGGGAACUCGAUCAGCGGAGACAUAGAUGUGUCUAGCUGCGGAAAUCUGGAGUUGCUCGAUGUUUCGCGGAACAAUUUCUCUUCGGGCCUUCCCUCCCUCGGCAAUUGCUCGGCUCUGCAACACCUCGACAUCUCCGGCAACAAAUUCUCCGGCGACAUCUCGCGCGCAAUCUCGUCUUGCACUGAGCUCAGGUCCCUGAAUCUCACCACCAACCAGUUCUCCGGACCCAUCCCUUCCCUGCCGCUGAACAAACUCCGCUACCUCUCUCUCGCCGGAAACAGCUUCAGCGGCGAGAUCCCGGAGUUCCUCUCCGGCGCGUGCGCCACACUCGCCGGGCUCGAUCUCUCCGGCAACGACCUCUACGGUACGGUACCCUCUUUCCUGGGCUCUUGCUCUCUCCUGGAAACGCUUGAGCUCUCGAGCAACAAUUUCUCCGGCGAGUUGCCGAUGGACACUCUUAUCAGAAUGAACGGGUUGAAGGUGGUUGAUCUGUCUUUCAACGAGUUCUCCGGUGUUUUGCCGGAAUCCCUUUCGAAUCUCUCCGCUUCUGUGCAGACACUUGAUCUUAGCUCCAACAACUUGUCCGGUCCGAUACCGACCAAUCUGUGCCGAAACCCUAGGAAUGCGUUGAAAGAGCUUUACCUUCAGAACAAUGGCUUGACCGGACACAUCCCUGCAACUCUGAGCAACUGUUCCGAGCUCGUGUCGCUUCAUCUGAGCUUGAACUACCUAACCGGCUCCAUCCCUGCAAGCUUAGGCUCUUUAUCAAACCUUCGAGAUUUGAAGCUAUGGCUGAAUCUGCUCGAAGGAGAAAUCCCACGGGAGCUGAUGUACAUCCAAACACUCGAGACUCUGAUUCUCGACUUCAACGACUUGACAGGGGAGAUUCCUUCCGGUCUAAGCAAUUGCACCAAUCUGAACUGGAUUUCGUUGUCGAAUAACCGGUUAACCGGUCAGAUUCCCCGUGGUUUAGGCCGGUUAGAGAAUCUCGCCAUCCUCAAGCUCAGCAAUAACUCUUUCUAUGGAAACAUCCCGUCAGAGCUCGGAGAUUGCCGGAGCUUGAUCUGGUUGGAUCUCAACACCAAUUUCUUCAACAGUUCGAUUCCCGUCGAACUGUUCAAACAGUCCGGGAAAAUCGCAGCGAAUUUCAUUGCCGGAAAACGGUAUGUUUACAUCAAGAACGAUGGCAGCAAGAAGCAGUGCCAUGGAGCUGGGAACUUGCUUGAGUUUCAAGGAAUCAGACCAGAACAGCUCAACAGGCUUUCUGCAAGAAACCCUUGUAACUUCACCAGAGUCUAUGGCGGCCAUACCCAGCCAGUAUUCAACAACAACGGUUACAUGAUGUUCCUCGACAUGUCCUUCAACAUGCUGUCCGGAUUCAUCCCUAAGGAGAUCGGUUCGAUGCCCUAUUUGUUUAUUCUGAACCUCGGCCAUAACAAUCUUUCGGGUUAUAUCCCCGAAGAGAUCGGGGAUUUGAGAGGGUUGAACAUUCUCGAUCUGUCGAGCAACGAGCUCAAAGGAGCAAUCCCUCAGACCAUGUCUGCGCUCACCAUGCUCACGGAGAUCGAUCUCUCCAACAACUUGUUGUCGGGACAGAUUCCCGAGAUGGGUCAGCUCGAGACUUUCCCGCCCGCAAAGUUCAUGAACAACUCGGGUCUCUGUGGUUACCCGCUCCCCCGCUGCGACGCAGGGGACGCUGGCUCGAGUUCUCGUCAUCAGAAAUCUCACAGGAGACAAGCUUCUCUGGCGGGAAGCGUGGCAAUGGGGUUACUGUUCUCCUUUUUCUGCAUUUUUGGGUUGAUCAUCGUCGGUAUAGAGAUGAGGAAGAGGCAGAAAAAGAAAGAGGCAGCUCUGGAGAUGUAUACCGAGGGGCAUUCGAACUCGGGCACGGCCAAUACUAGCUGGAAACUGACCGGCGCCCGGGAGGCAUUGAGUAUCAAUCUCGCUGCUUUCGAGAAGCCCUUGAGGAAACUGACCUUUGCCGAUCUUCUAGAGGCAACGAACGGAUUCCACAACGACAGUCUCAUCGGCUCUGGCGGGUUUGGGGAUGUGUACAAGGCGCAGCUGAAAGACGGAAGCAUUGUUGCGAUCAAGAAACUCAUCCAUGUGAGUGGACAAGGGGACAGGGAGUUCACGGCCGAGAUGGAGACAAUCGGGAAGAUCAAACACCGAAACCUUGUCCCUCUCCUAGGUUACUGCAAGGUUAAGGAAGAGAGGCUGCUCGUUUACGAGUACAUGAAAUACGGAAGCUUGGAAGACGUUUUGCACGACCCAAAGAAAUCGGGCGUGAAACUGAACUGGGCGGCGAGGCGGAAGAUCUGUAUCGGAGCAGCCCGAGGACUGGCAUUUCUCCACCAUAACUGCAUUCCUCAUAUCAUACAUCGAGAUAUGAAGUCGAGCAAUGUGUUGCUGGACGAGAAUUUGGAGGCUAGGGUUUCGGAUUUUGGGAUGGCGCGCUUGAUGAGCGCCAUGGACACGCAUCUGAGCGUAAGCACGCUGGCGGGCACGCCAGGUUACGUCCCGCCUGAGUAUUACCAGAGCUUCCGAUGCUCGACGAAAGGAGAUGUGUACAGUUACGGGGUCGUUCUUCUCGAGCUGCUGACGGGGAAGAGACCGACGGAUUCAGCGGAUUUCGGGGACAACAACCUCGUAGGGUGGGUGAAACAGCACGCGAAACUGAGGAUAAGCGACGUGUUCGAUCAAGAACUGAUGAAGGAAGAUCCGGGACUGGAGAUUGAGCUUCUGCAGCAUCUGAAAGUGGCGUGUGCUUGCUUGGACGAUCGGCCAUUUAGAAGGCCGACGAUGAUACAGGUGAUGGCCAUGUUCAAGGAGAUACAAGCUGGGUCCGGUCUGGAUUCACAGUCCACCAUCGCCACAGAGGACGGAGGGUUCGGUUCUAUCGAGAUGGUUGAUAUGAGCAUUAAAGAAGUUCCUGAAGGCACGCUAUGAUCAACUCCGACAACCUCGAAAACUCGAUCAGUUUUCGAGUAGACGACAGAUUCUUUGGACAAAGAACCGAGCGAAGAAGAAGAAGAACCGAUCUGGGUCAGAGCAAUUUUUUCCAUCUUCGUGCCGAAAUGUAUGUAUCUCGUCUGCAAUUUAUAUACGUAAAGGGAUUAUCUUUUUUUUUGUUCUCUAUAUCAAUCUCUUAUUGUGUUCCGAAUAUGUAAAUAUACAGUUUUUUUUUUUUUUGGAUUUGCGAUGUUUGCUUCAAGUAAGAUCCACUGGCAAGAAUCUUGAAAGUGUAUUUAAGAUU
Messenger RNA from Tarenaya hassleriana, 4044 nucleotides. RefSeq names its product protein BRASSINOSTEROID INSENSITIVE 1. The coding region runs from base 150 to 3737 and encodes 1195 amino acids. Lineage: Eukaryota; Viridiplantae; Streptophyta; Magnoliopsida; Brassicales; Cleomaceae. Gene Ontology annotation, molecular function: ATP binding; protein binding; protein kinase activity. The record is from RefSeq and is a predicted model, not a curated record. The transcript has a single exon. Gene Ontology annotation, biological process: protein phosphorylation.